AUGUCUGCUCCAACUGCCCAAUCUGUCAAAGAAUUAAUUGCCGCCAAGCCUAUCUUCGUCGCCGCCAAGUCAUAUUGUCCAUACUGUCAAGCUUCUAAGAGCACUUUGUUCAAGGAGUUAAACGUGCCAGCUGACAAGGCUACUGUUUUGGACUUGGACCAAAUGCAAGAUGGUCAAGCCAUUCAAGCCAUCUUAGCUGAACUAACACAACAAAACACCGUUCCAAACAUCUUCAUAAACGGUAAGCACAUCGGUGGUAACUCUGAUUUACAAGCUUUAAAGAACAAUGGUGAAUUACAAAAGCUUGUUGCCGCUUUAUAA
Molecule: messenger RNA, 321 nt
Organism: Tetrapisispora phaffii CBS 4417
Lineage: Eukaryota; Fungi; Ascomycota; Saccharomycetes; Saccharomycetales; Saccharomycetaceae
Product: glutaredoxin
Exons: 1
Coding region: 1-321 (106 amino acids)
Biological process (GO): cellular response to oxidative stress
Cellular component (GO): nucleus; cytoplasm
Molecular function (GO): glutathione disulfide oxidoreductase activity
Source: RefSeq, a predicted model, not a curated record